AUGUCAACUGAGAUAGAUGGAUUAAAGGCGCAGAUUGAAGAGUUGCAAGCUUUAGUUAAGAAGCAAAGCGUUUUGCUUUCGAAGACGGGCCAUUCGGUGAUGGAACUGCAACUACAAAAUCAAAAAAAAGAUAUCAAGAAUUUAGAUGAUAAAUAUCUGACAAAGGGUGGCAGUUCCAAAUUGGAUACUACAGAUUUAGCAACAAAUGAUGAUUUGGUGCAAUUAGUUGGUGAACUUCAGGGGCAGUUGGAUAUUAUGGAGGAACGGUCGAUUAAGCGGCUUGUCAACUCUACUAAAACUGAGGCAAACGACUUUUUGGCGCCUGUACCUAAUGCUGAUGGUGAAAUACCAUCUGUUGAAGAUGAUGGAAUAUUUCCACGUACUUUAGGGGAUUUUGAGAAGUUGGAUAGUACUCAGUUGUACCAGUUAGCAAAGUUUUAUGAAUUAUUAGCUCCAACAUUAAAAGAACAGGAGAAAUUUGAGGACUAUUUAGAAGGUAAGGUCGAAAGUUUUCAUAUUAAUAGCACAGCUAUUGAUGAUGUGAAAAAAGAAGUAGAAUCUUUAUCCGAAGAGCAACUGGAUGAUAUUUUUAAUGAUGUUGCCAGAUACCUUGGAAUUAAAAGUAGAAGAGGGACGUCGGUCUGGUAA
Eremothecium sinecaudum is the source of this 648-nucleotide messenger RNA. RefSeq names its product Mrp8p (gene MRP8). The record is from RefSeq and is a predicted model, not a curated record. The transcript has a single exon. Bases 1 to 648 code for a protein of 215 amino acids. Lineage: Eukaryota; Fungi; Ascomycota; Saccharomycetes; Saccharomycetales; Saccharomycetaceae.